Molecule: messenger RNA, 4845 nt
Organism: Brassica rapa (field mustard)
Lineage: Eukaryota; Viridiplantae; Streptophyta; Magnoliopsida; Brassicales; Brassicaceae
Product: putative UPF0481 protein At3g02645
Source: RefSeq, a predicted model, not a curated record
AGAGAGAGAGAGAGAGAGAGAGAGAGAGAGAGAGAGUAUGAUUGAUAGUUUGAUUCUGUGGGAAACCAAUAAUGGACUUCUGUCUUUCGCUUUUGGCAUCCGCUGUGUUUACUCAAAACGUGUCAAAUAGAAUUUUUAUAUAUACAAGAAAUGAAAGCACAGAACCAGAGAAGGUAAGCUGUUGUGAAAUUAUAAUAAGCACAAAGUUAUACUCGUAUACAUAGUAUUUAAUAACAAAGAUCAGAAAGCAAUUACCAACAUAUCUUUGUAAUUUUCUUUUAAAAAAAUAUUAGACAAGAAAUAAAAUCCUAUAUACAUGACCUUUUUCUUGCAAAUGAUACCAGCCGUGAAAUGUAGUUUUUUGAAAGCUGCAUCUAAGCCUUCCUCGUUAAGGCAAUUAAUAACAUUUCAAAUUGAAUGCCAUAAUUAAUUAACUGAUGUCGAACCCACAUGGGCACCACCCGAUUUUUAAGUUCAUUUCAUUUACGAAUCUACUAAAGUAAUGUAUAUUUAAACCAAUUUGUGACAUAGUUGCGGUUUUGGAAUCGGUUUCGUUCUUAUAUUAUCCGAAUGCAGUGCAUGUAAUUGAUGCCCUAUAUAAGAUAAACAUCAUUUCCUUCUUCUCCAUCUUUCUUUAUAAGUUGACAUUUUUUUUACAGCAACUAGUCUUUCUCCUGUCCCAUGGAUUCAUCUACAUGUCCUGUUCUGAGCCACGCUUCAGAAUCUCCAGGAAAGAUUGGAUCAUCCAUUCCUAAUAAAAUGGACCGAACGUUGGAUCUUGAAUCGGGCACAAACCAUGAGUUGAGCAAACCGGUUCCUGGGAUGUGGCGGUUUCCUACAAAUCCAGAUCUGUGUUGCAUCUACAGAGUACCAGACUGUCUACGUGAAGUAAACCCAAAAGCAUACACUCCUCAGCUGGUACUCAUUGGACCGCUUCACCGUUCUUUAAAAUCUCAAGCUCUCAAGUCUCGAGGAGAUAUCACCAAGGCAAAGUCAUUGGGAUACUUAAACACGGAGGCGCAUAAGAAGAUUUACCUAGUUGAGUUCACAAAAAGGGUCGAAGGGAGCAAAGUUGUUGAAGAACUCAAAAGAGAAAUCAAGGAAGACGAAGAUAUGAUCAGGGCAAGCUACUCAGAAUCAACGACCUGGAUUGACUCUCCAGACUUUGUGGAGAUGAUACUGCAUGACUCUAUUUUCAUAAUAGAGCUCAUGUUAAGGUUUAACUUAAAAGGACCUGAGAGAAUAGGGGAUCCUCUGAUGGACGAGCCUUGUCUUGAAAACACAAUCAAAAGGGAUCUUAUUUUGCUCGAGAACCAACUUCCUUACUUCAUCUUGGAAAAACUCUUUGAUCCAAUCAUCAAAAUACUGUACCCGAGCGAGACAAUGCGUACACUUGUUAUCAGCUACUUCGAACUAGACAAGAAGAAGAAACUCAAAGAGAGCUCCAAGUUCAGACAUUUCACUGAUUUGUUCAGGUGUAUCCGCGUGGAAACACUUCCUGAAGAUGGUGUAGGGGGUUUCGAACACAUAGCAAAGAUGCAUAAUGCAGAUAAGCUAUAUAACAGGGGAGUGAAGUUCGAGGCUAUAGAAGAAGAGUUUUCUGUUUGGGUGAAAUUCGACGUUGAAACUGGUUGUUUGAAGAUACCUUGUUUCCGGGCUGAUGAUGACAUGGAGAUAGAACUUAGAAACAUAAUGGCGUUUGAGCAAUCGUAUUAUCCUUACAAUGCCUAUGUUUGUGACUAUGUAACGUUCUUGGAUUUCCUGAUCGACUCGGAGAAAGACGUAGACUUGCUCGUUGAGAAAGGGAUCAUAAAGAAUUGGCUUGGGCACCACGGUGCAAUCUCUACGUUGGUGAACAAGCUCGGUUUGGGAGUCAUGGACGAUGGCUCUUCUUAUGCUAAAAUCGCAUCCAAUGUCAUCGAAUACUACGAUGACAGUUGCAACAAGUCACGCUCCAUCCUCAAGCGCGUGUAUUUCAGCAAUCUGUGGAGAGGGACAGCAACCAUUACUGCUGGAUGUAUAUUGAUACUGACUCUUAUCCAAACCGUGACUUCGAUCAUUGAUAUCAUUCAGAAGUGAACCUACUAAUCGUUAAAACGAACUUUGUCGAGUUCACCUUCAAAUUGAUGUCACCCUUGUUCAUAAGGUUUAGCUAAUACCAGCUAGCAACAUCUGUUUUAUCUUCUACUAAAAAUAACUCUUGCCUAUCUAUCUUUUAUGAUUUCCAAAAGUAUUGUGAUGUGUUCUUUUAAAAAUAUAUAUAUAUAUAUAUAUAUAUAUAUAUAUAUAUAUAUAUAUAUAUAUAUAUAUUGUGACGUUGUAGAUUUUUUUAUCAGAAAAGUGAUUGUUCCAAGAAGCUUUUGCAUAAAAUUCGCUAAUAUUUGGUAUCCAUAUAUAACAUUUUCGUGAAUUCUUUAUGAUAAUAUUGAACAACAAAAAAUAAAUAUUGAACAACACGUACAGUUAGAACAUCUUUACUCUCAUUUCUUAAGUGAGUUCUUAAGAGGUGGGUUCUACAAUUUUGUUAAAACCCACUUCUUUUUUCUCUUCCGCAAGAGGCGAGUUUAAUGAUGUUUUUGUACGUUCGCGGACCUUACUGAUAUGUGGCGAUCCGCGAUUAUGCAUGCAGUUCCUAAUGUUUUCGGUGGUAUUGGCUACAUAUACACAUCUUAUGCAAUCUGAAAAAUGGUAAUUUGAAAAUCAAUCGUUACACAUUCAAAUUCAAGAACUUAGCUUAUGCAAACAUUUCGCAGAAGAAAAAUACUCUCACCAGAGUAUUGUUAUAUCUCAAGAGUCAUUUGGUACCCUCCGCCACCGGCUUUAGUUCCUCCAUGUUCGUCGUUGUUUCUUGGAGUUGGUGAAAUGGGCAUGCAAUCUCCUAGACUUAUUGGAAUAUUUUUGGGUCUUUCUGUUUUCACCGACAAUGCCUAGUUACAAAUACACCGUCCCGAUGCAUGUAACCCUUUUUUCGUUCUCACAUUCACAUAUGAUUUGCUUCUAUGUAUAAUAUUUUCCCAAAUUAUUCAAAUCGGCAUAUAUAUUUCUUGUGGAGGGUAUAUCCAGCACACUAUAUAUAACCGUACAUUUAUUUAUUCCGUGUCGUAUUAAAAUGAUGUUUUAUAAUCUACCUAUUAGUCUUGUUUGUUCUUCACAGUUAUAAUUGUUGAUUAGUAGCUGUGCACUUUUCAAAUAGGGCAAUUAACAGCUUUUGGCAAGUGUAGAUGAAAUUGCAGCAUUCUCUGCAUACUAGAGAUUUGUAUCAAUUUGUAUAACAUUGCGAUUGAGAUAUGCCAUUAAAGACAUAUAUUUACCAGUUCUGCUUAGAAGGAUGAUAUAAAAUAUGAAUGUGAUUAAUCGCUAAGAGAAAUCAUAGAGAAUCUUCAUCUAGUAUAGCAAGUAGUCAGGGAAAUUUCGUUAUUAAUUUGUUUUAAUAAAGCUCGCGAUCAAACGAUGAAGAAAUAAAUUGGGACAAAGAAACUUAAAAAGAAAGAGCAGAUAACAACUUUUUUGCUGGCUUUCUUGACUGGACAGCUGAAACUUAAAUAUAGCACAUGUUUUUUUUUUUUUGUUAAAGAAAUAUAGCACAUGUUUUAAAAACAAUAUCUAAGCAAUUAAAUAAUUUAAUUAAUCAAAAAGUAAAUUAAAAAAAGAGAAAAUGACUCGGUUCUCAUUUGGCUACUGCAAAACCCAAUUUUAGAUAAUAUCAAUACACUUGGCACUUUUUUAUUUGUUAUCUCUUAAAGAAAAAAUUUAAAAUUAAUCACACAAUUUAUGGGUACAUAAGAUAGUAAUACAGUAAAAACUCUAUAAAUUAAUAAUGUUGAGACUACACCAAAACUAUAAUUUUUUAUUAAUAUAUAGAGAUAUUAAUUUAUCGAUAUAUUAAUUGAACUAAAAACUCAAUUUGGAACUAUAAAAUUAUAUUAUUUUAUAGAGAUUUUUAGUGUAUAUUAAUUUAUAGAGUAUUAAUUUAAAGUGGUUAUACUGUAUUAUAUAUAGUUAAAAAUAUCUUGUGGGGUUUUAACCGUUAGUGUAGCUCUUAUUCUAUCGUAAUCAAGUAGUUAGUUCAAAAAAAAUGAGAUUUUUCCUUGGUAAUGACAAUCGUUUUGUUGUCGAUCAGAAUCUUACUCUUCUUUGGAAUAAUUUCUUCAUCGUAUUGUAUAUGAAUAUUGUAUAUCAAUAAAUAGUUAACAUUUCACAGAACUCAAGGUUCUUUUUUUUUUUUAACACAAACUCAAGGUUUUUCAUUCUUCAAAAAACAAGAAAAAGACAAUAUAAAUGUGCGUACAUACAUAAUCUUGUAACCAACAAAAAAAAGGUUUUAAUAAUAUUCCUUCAGAGACCGACGAAUCUAUUUAAAUUUAUCAAUAAAAACUAAUUAAAUAACUUUUUAACUAUGCAGUAUUAAUUUUAAAAAUGACACUCAUUUAUGUUACUGGUAGUAAUUUAUUUUAUAAUUGACAAGUUGAAGUGUUUGCUAGUUACAGUGGCGCCCAAUCGAAUAAAACACUAGUUAAAUGUAAAUAAACAUUAUGUGCAUAUUUUACCCCAAAAAAACAUUAUGUGCAUAUGUAUAUAUAUUUUUUUUUGCUAAGAGUAUCCAGACCGAACGCAAUAAUAAAAACAUAAAUAUAGAACCACAUCAGAUAUUCAGUACAUACGUUAUUACGUAGUCACCGUAUUUCAGUGUAGUAUAUAUGUAGUUCUCAGCCAGUCAAAAAUUACAUCAUAGAGCAAUAAAUCCAGAAGAUUCCGCAAUAUAUAUUAUAGCUAGUAAUCAUAUAAAUAAAUUGAGCAUGCGUUAAAGACUAGAAGGGGUAAUGCCCUUUUACAAAAAAAAAAAAA